AGUGAAGCUCAAUUUCACUACUCACCACGAAGCUGGAGGGUAAAUUCACUUCCUUCUUUGAAAAAUGGCUAUCAAAAGGUGCAUCUUGCUGUAUGUGCUUAUCAUUUGUGGUACCUUUGAACUUUCUCAUGGAUUGCGUGUCAACAUGACCAUGUUUUCCAACUGCCAAGACGUGAAGCUUGCCUACAACGAAAUGCCCAUCUCGCUGGAAACGGUACGCUUUGAUCGCGAUUCCGAGGGCGUUUGCGACACGCUGCACGCGGAGUACGAGGUGCGGGAAUCGUCCGACGACGUCGAGUGGGAACUGAUCAUCACGACCUACCAGUGUGAACAGCAGACGGCGAAAAUUUGUCUCGACAAUCCGAAGGAGUACAUUGAGCCGAUGCACUGCGAUCGGUUCCAUUCCGACAACAGUGGGCCCUGGUUCUUCAUUGCCAGCUCAAUGACCAACGGUGAUCGGUGUGGCCGCAUGACGGGUCGUUACAAUCUCGAUGCUGCGGUGCUGAAGAUCAAGUACCUGGAGCAGUACAUCGCGAUGGGCAAGGGCACGUAUCGCGUACGGAUGCUGUUCCACAUCCCUGGCACCAAUCUGGACACGCUGAACGUGCGCGGCUGCUGCGAGAUGGACUUUGACGUGAUCGAUUGAACGUGCGAUCGUGGUCGAGUUGCUUUAACGCGUAAAUGCUGAAACUGUACAAACUAUCCACAUUAAAUAAGCCACAUCUUGCUAAGCGAGACGGGGAAAUGGGGUUGCAAAAACGCCGAUUGUUA
Molecule: messenger RNA, 771 nt
Organism: Anopheles coluzzii
Lineage: Eukaryota; Metazoa; Arthropoda; Insecta; Diptera; Culicidae
Exons: 3
Coding region: 65-646 (193 amino acids)
Source: RefSeq, a predicted model, not a curated record